This is a messenger RNA of Cryptococcus wingfieldii CBS 7118, 594 nucleotides long. RefSeq lists its product as hypothetical. The record is from RefSeq and is a predicted model, not a curated record. NCBI's taxonomy places the organism in Eukaryota, Fungi, Basidiomycota, Tremellomycetes, Tremellales, Cryptococcaceae. The coding region runs from base 1 to 594 and encodes 197 amino acids. The transcript has 3 exons.
AUGCUUCCUCGCUUUCAGCCCCUCCCUCUCGCCACACUCCAAGAUUUGCUCCGAAACAGCAAUGAAGAAAAGAUUGCUUUGGGCGGGUUCCGCAAUCAAGGUGCAUGCUGGCAAACAUUUGAUGUGGCGGAGUCGGACAAGGUUGCCAAACUUGUCAGGCUGAUUGACUUUCCAGUAGAAGAGGACGUCAAAGGGAGUUUAUCGCAAGGCGAGAUUCGACAUGGAGUCUAUCGCGAGAUUAGUAUCAUUGAAGGACCUCUCAAGAAUCUGCAAGGCAAGGUCAUUCCAAGAUGCCAUGGACCAUAUGCGGGUACAAGGACACAUGUCAGAUAUCUUGAUGAUACGGAUUAUGAGGAGUGGUGGUUGUUCAUGGUGGAGAAUGCCGGAGAAUGUCUACAUGGCACGUUGCUUUCCGAUGAAGACUGCAAACGAAUCACAUCAAAAUACCAUGCUCUGCACAAAGCUGGUGUGUUACACUGCGACGUCGAGAUCAGGCAUUGGUUCCGGACGCCUUCGGGCGACAUACGCCUGAUAAAUUUUGAUCGGGCAAAGAGUGUUGGAUUCCUUUUUAUCAUCGGAAGAGUUUCAGGAUGA